ACCAUGGAUGGGAUGGGUGCAUUUGGAAGCCACGAUCUUGGAGGUCACAGCAUCAUUAAUGACUUUGAGUUACAAGACUUCAUAGAUGAUGCAAACUUCGACCAGUUCAUCGAUCUUAUUCGCGGGGAAAAUGAGGAUCCAGCGGCAGCUCAUUUUCAUUGCGACCAUAUCAGUGGCUCGGGCUUUGUCAUUGAUAACCAGUUUGGUCCAACUACUCCGGGUAGUGGUUUCUUUGGUUUAGAUCAUAGUACUACUGGCGUAUCCAAUCCAGCUCCUUUUCUUACUACAUUACCACAUUUCGAUAGAGAAAUAAAUGAUAGUGGGGAAGAAGAUAAUGACGCAGACUCAUGUGGAACAACGACAACAACCACCACAAAUACCACAGCCACAACAACAAAGAAGCAAAAGGUUGAUCGGUCUCGAACCUUGGUUUCGGAAAGGAAGAGGAGGGGAAGGAUGAAAGAGAAACUCUAUGCAUUGCGGUCCUUGGUUCCUAACAUCACUAAGAUGGAUAAGGCCUCCAUUGUUGGAGAUGCUGUACUGUAUGUACAAGAUCUGCAAAAACACGCUAAAAAGCUAGAAGCUGAGAUUUCGUGCAUUGAAGCAUCCAUAGAAGGAUCAGGGGGAAAGCAGGCAGGAUCAACGCAAAAUCCAACCAAGAAUAAAAUAGUUGUUGACAAUUAUCAUUUAACUCCCACGGGAAUCAUUCAGAUAGAUGUGUCCCAAGUAGAGGAGAAUGGUUUUUAUGUGAAAGUGGGAUGCAACAAAGGAGUAGGCGUAGCCACAGCACUUUACAAGGCUAUUGAAUCCCUUACAAGCUUCAAUGUUUUGAGUUCAAACUUGAACAUGGUUAGUUCUGGGAGAUUCGAAGUAACACUGGCUUUGAAUGUAAAAGAAAGCGAGCAGGAGAUCAUCAACUUACCAAACUUGAAACUUUGGGUGGCCGGAGCUUUUCUGAACCAAGGUUUUGAAUUAGCUACAGGCUUUUGAUCGAUGAAAUUUUUCUAUAAAGAUCUAAACAGAGUUGAGAGUUUCAUAGAACUAUUGUAACAACAAAGUGAAAAAUAACAAAUAUACUACGUGUCGAAGGAAGGGCAAUAAACAAAAGUAUAUGCAUGCAUGCAAUUAAAUCAAUUAUGCUUGUAGCUAGCUAGCCCUCGUGCUUAAUUUUCACUAUAAGGCCCCGUUUGGAUGGCAGGAAAUCAUGGUAUGGAAUGGGAAUUAAUUUCAUUUUCCAUUCAGAUGUUCCGUUUGGUUGUAAUUAAAGA
Messenger RNA from Rosa rugosa (rugosa rose), 1268 nucleotides. RefSeq names its product transcription factor FER-LIKE IRON DEFICIENCY-INDUCED TRANSCRIPTION FACTOR-like. The transcript has 4 exons. The coding region runs from base 4 to 990 and encodes 328 amino acids. Gene Ontology annotation, molecular function: DNA-binding transcription factor activity; protein dimerization activity; sequence-specific DNA binding. Lineage: Eukaryota; Viridiplantae; Streptophyta; Magnoliopsida; Rosales; Rosaceae. Gene Ontology annotation, biological process: regulation of DNA-templated transcription. Gene Ontology annotation, cellular component: nucleus. The record is from RefSeq and is a predicted model, not a curated record.